Messenger RNA from Rodentolepis nana, 1734 nucleotides. Lineage: Eukaryota; Metazoa; Platyhelminthes; Cestoda; Cyclophyllidea; Hymenolepididae. The record is from the annotation of a GenBank genome assembly.
AUGGAACCAAUACCAAUCAAAAGUGAUUCCAGGAAGUCUCUAUGCCGACGUUUACGUAAUCUUUUUGUGUUAUUCUGCCGAUGCACAACAGUUCGCGGUCUUGGCAAGCUAUGGCAAGGUCCCAAAUUUCUCAGAAUUACCUGGGCCAUCUUCGUGGUGUCCAUGAUGUCGGUCCUUAUCAUCGCUGUUGUUCUUCUAAUUGUCGAUUUUCUUAAUUACGAUGUUGGUGUUCAUACUAAACUGCUUCUUGAUGAACCUUCGCCUUUUCCAUCUCUCACAAUCUGCCAUCAUUAUCCCUUUUCCCUGCAAGCUCGAAAGCUUUGGCAAGAAAAGAAGGUUUUGUCACCUGGACAGUUUAAUCGAUAUAUGCGCAAUCUAACCUGGACCAGCCUGCUCAAUAAUGACGUGAAUGCGGCAGAAGCCAUCACAUUUUACGAUAGCCUCUCCGUUUACUAUCAGAAUCUCAAGCCGGAAGAGGCCGUAGCCUUGGGUCAUGAUUACAAAAUCUUCCUAAAUUGUAUGCGAGUUGCUUCUCAGACAAAUAUUAUUGAAGAUGAUUGUAGAGUACUAAGUGGCUACAAAGUUAAACAGUUUUCUCACCACCAGUAUCUCAAUUGUCAUACCUUUGAGCCUGAGAAUCACGCAGAAGCCCUAAGUACAUCCUUUCUUAGUCUGAUCGUCAGUAUGGGUCCUAAAGAAAGCUCCGGUCCCGAUGAACAGGCCUUUCUUACAGAUGUCUUUGAGCAGGCUAAAGGUUUGCGAGUCGUUGUUCACGAACCAGGCACCUAUCCUGACUUGGAAAAGUUUGGUCUACAUGCUGAGCCUGGCAAGUUGAAUGAAAUUGGAUACGAGCCCGUUAAAUGGACAAAAAUGAAUACUCCUACACGACCAUGCUUCCAUACUGCUCCACAGUACAACGAUCUCGACGGAGUCUACAAUUAUACUCACGAGCAGUGUAUAUUACUUCACCAACAAAAAGAGAUUAUAGACGAAUGUGGUUGUCAUUAUGUGAUGAACCCACGACCAUAUUUUCCAACUGAGGAAAAGCCUUAUUGUGGAAAAAUGUGGCCAAGAAUGGACACGGAGAAGUUUGUCAAUCGGCUAAACUGCAUUGUAGGUAAAUUGAAUAUCUCUGUGAAACAGAAGUACGAUGGAACAGUGUGUCAACCUCGUUGUGAGUACUAUACCUAUGAAUCAUCAAUUUCCAUAACAAAGUGGCGUGCGCAUCCAUGGCAACUCUACUGGCUGCGAGUACAGACUCAAGGCGUGCGAUUAGCUAAGGCAUUUGCGGAAAAUAAUACAAAUGUGAGCAUAACCGAAAGUCUGGGUUAUAAAAUGUGGCAACGAUAUUUGGGAGAGAAAAAUUUGGGAAAAAUUCCUGUCGAAGCUACCUGGAAUAAUUUGGCUCGACCUCCCGAUAUACUACGACAUAUAAAUCUGGACAUUGAUGGGAGUGUUUCAACAAAUAGCGAUGGAUUUGCUUACAUUGUGCUCAAGAGAAAGUCACAAAAUACCAAGGACAACACCGAGAAGCUGGUUCUUACUCUGAAUGUCCUUGUCUCGCGAAUUGGUGGCCUCUGUUCAGUUACAAUUGGCAUUACAGCUGCCUGCGUGGUGGAGAUAAUUGAAUUCAUCUACUAUUCCAACAAGCCUAAGAGCAAAGAUCAGGAGAAGUCAAGCAGAAUGACGGGCAACAGUGACCAAGAUAAGGAGAAGAAACGUGAAGCCGUGUGA